Messenger RNA from Ilex paraguariensis (yerba mate), 333 nucleotides. The record is from the annotation of a GenBank genome assembly. NCBI's taxonomy places the organism in Eukaryota, Viridiplantae, Streptophyta, Magnoliopsida, Aquifoliales, Aquifoliaceae.
GCUCAUAGAAGCUUAGCUUGCUUGGAAGAAGAGAGAAUUGGCCUGUUGACUUUGAAAGAUGCCUUCAAUUACCCAACCGGGUCUUCUCUUCCUUCAUGGGGUGCUGAGGAGACAGACCGUUGCAGGUGGGAAAGGAUCACUUGUGACAGCAUGACCAAGCGAGUGAUACAGCUUUCUCUCAAUGAUACAAGACAAGUGGAGUUCCUCAACGCCUCCUUGUUCCUUCCCUUCCAGGAACUACAAAAUUUAAGCUUGGCAGGGAACUUCAUGACAGAUUUCUCUCUAUCUCUGUUCCCUGCCCCCGGGAAUACAAUAAAAAGCAACUCCAUGUGA